UUUUCCUCCACAUUCCACAACCCUCAGACUGGCGACGUUGGCUUUGUACCUUCACCUGCAACAACCACGCUACGGGAACUACCUCUAGUCUCCUUUUUCUCUGUCAUCUCCAAGACCUGAUUUGACUUCCUCCAGUCCCGGUCCCUUGUUUCCACGAGAACCACCACCGCACAUACCUCAGAUAUCUCGCUCUCCCCUUGCCUAUUCCUAUUCCUACACUCCUAGGAACCUUCUUUGCAAUCUCCAACAGCUCAAAGGAUACUUCAACAGCUCGCACCCACCUCGCCAACUGCCAGGUACCAAUCCCACAUUGGCUUGACGAUCAACAAGUCUUUGGCUGCUGCGACAACCUCGAACUCACCUGAUCUGGUCCAGCUUGACCAUCAUUCUGUAAGUCAUGCCAGUCUCUUGCGCCCAUAUUACCACAGACAUCGCCAGUCACUGCGCCUGCAGCUGCCGGCAGCCUGCAUACCAUUGCGUUCUGCAGCUUGUGACUGUCCUUCUUCCUCAAUAUGGACCGUCAUCUCAAACAUACUCGUUCCCUCUCGAGGCUAAUCAGACGUGUAGCUAGCUUCAGAAAGCCAGACAUCAACGACAAGGAGAACUGCUCCCCCGAAUCAGCUCUUCUUCCUCCUCCUCCUCCUACUACUCCAACCCCUCCACCACCCAAACCGGUCCCUCCUAUACCCCGCCAGCAAGCCUCCAUUCCGAUGGCUGAAGAAGAAGACUUUAGCUCCCUUCCCCUCCAGGAUAGGUUUACCCACAAGGUUUGGAAAGUCAGAAAGCAGGCCUAUGAAGACGCCGCAAAAGCCUUCGCUGCUACUGCCGACGAGUACGACAAUGCCUUCAGACCCUUCCUCUCCGACUCGGGCCUCUGGAAAGGCGCCGUCGCCGAUUCCAACGUUGCUGCCCAACAAGAUGGUCUGGCGGCGUACUGCGCGUUUCUUAAAUUCGGAGGAAAAGAACACUGCACAAGGACGCGCGGAACUACGAUAGGGCCUAUCUGCGAAAAGGGUUUGCCGUCAACGCGUGCCGCUGCCAAGGAGUCAUCUCUCGAAGCCCUUCUAUUACUCGUCGAACUCGAUGUUGCCGCCCCAGUCAUCGAAGAGAUUAUCCCCGCGCUUGCCAACAAGCAACCCAAGGUUGUCGCCGCGGCUAUUACCGCUCUGACCGCGAUCUACCACAACUUCGGAUGCAAGACCGUCGACCCCAAGCCCGUUCUGAAGGUCCUCCCCAAGGCAUUUGGUCAUGCCGACAAGAAUGUCCGUGCUGCCGCGACGAACCUUGCUGUCGAAUUCUACCGAUGGCUGCGCGAAGCCAUGAAGCCCAUGUUUUGGGGUGAUUUGAAACCCACUCAGCAGACCGACCUCGAGGCGCAAUUCGAAAAGAUCAAGGCCGAGCCAGCUCCGAAGCAAGAACGAUUCUUGCGCUCACAACAAGCCGCCAUGGCACGUGCGCCCCCGCCCGGAGCCGACGACGAGUACGAUGAUGGUGGAGACUAUGGCGAGGAACCUGCCGAGAUGGACGCCUUCGACCUGGCGGAACCCCAGGAUGUCUUUGGCAAGAUCCCCGCCAACUUUAACGAAGCCUUGGCCUCGUCCAAAUGGAAGGAGAGAAAGGAAGCAGUGGAAGGUCUCUACGCGGCAAUCAACGUGCCAAGAAUCAAGGAUGGCGACUUCAACGAGAUCAACCGAGGGCUGGCAAAGUGCAUGAAGGACGCCAACGUUGCUGUUGUGACUCAAGCCGCGCAGUGUAUCGAGGUCUUGGCCAAGGGAUUGCGUCAAGGCUACGCGAAACACCGCACUACUGUGAUGCAACCCAUCAUGGAACGCUUGAAGGAGAAGAAGGCAACGGUGGCGGAUGCUCUCGGCGCCGCGCUUGACCAAGUCUUCCUGGCGACAAGUCUGACUGACUGUCUCGAAGACAUCAACACCUACCUCGUCCACAAGAACCCCCAGAUCAAGGAGGGCACUAUGAAGUUCUUGAUUCGUUGCCUGAGAACAACACGCGAUGUGCCGAGCAAGCCCGAGAUCGCGUCCAUCGUCGAGGCAGGCAAGAAACUGUUGACCGAGUCCAGCGAGGGCCUCCGUUCAGGCGGUGCUGAGAUUUUGGGCACUGUUAUGAAGAUCAUUGGCGAGCGCGGUAUGGGUCCGCACAUGGAAGGCCUAGAUGAUAUCCGCAAGACGAAAAUCAAAGAAUUCUUCGAAACGGCUGAAGUCAAGGCAAAGGAGAAGCCGAAGGCACCCCCGCCAGCUGCCAAGGCACCGCCCCCGAAGAAGGUCGUCGGAGGGAAGAAGCCCCUGGGCAUGAAGAGACCGGCUAUGCCGGCGGCAAGCGCUCCGCCGCCCGCAGACCCGGAACCCCUCUCCCCACAAGCUUCAUCUCGUCCCAAACCCGCAGGCACCAAGAUGGGCAUGCCGAAGCCGUCGGGCUUGGCCGGCCUCAAAUCCAAGCGCCCUCUCGGUGCACCAGCGGCGGCCGGAUCCCCUCGACGCCCUGCUGCGGCACCAAUUAUGCCCGACGAUGAUGAGCCUGCCCCUCCCCCGCCUCAGCCUCGCAUUGGCCUCGGCAGAGGUGGUCUUGCAGGACGAUCUCUUGCGAAACCUGCUACCGCUCCUGUUCAGAUGCCUCCUGCAUCGCCGCCGCCUUCCAGCGGACUCACGGCAAUGGAGCGGGCUGAGCUCGAAGAACUCAGAUCGGCAAACGAGCGCCUGACACGCCAAGUGGAGGAAAUGAGGCAUGAAAGGAGCAAGUACAUGUCUGAGAUUCAAGAGUUGAAGAACCAAAAUGCGGGUUUGAUUGAAGACCAUACCCGUGAUGUCCUCAGCAUCAAGGCCAAGGAGACGCAGCUGGUUCGUGCAAGAAGUGAUGCAGAGGCCACGGAGUCGACGAACGAUCGCCUCAGACGGGAGCUGGAUCGCCUUAAGAGAGCGCUCAACCACGCCGAGGCCCUGAACUCAAGGACAGGCAUGGGCAGCCCAGGUCUUGCUUCGCCUACGCACGACGACGCCGGUAUCUACCGCGACGCGUCCUACGGUUCAUCUUCUGCUCGACACAACCGUGUUAGUUAUGCCAGCAACAUGUCCGAGGAGAAGGAGAACGGAGACCAUCACUACCCUCGCUCGAAGGCACUCAGUCCCGAACUUAGGUAUACGGGCAGUGCAUCUUCCGGACGCGGCAGCCCUGCUAGAGGCUACAGGAGCUCUGCGGCCACCCCCGUUGAUGAUAUACCGGCACCAUCAUACUCGUCUGGCGGCGGCGGUGGAGGCGGUGGCAUGAACUCGAACAACAACGGUGUGGAAAGCUGGAAGCGUGCAGCUGAAGUGACUAGCCAACUGAAAGCCAGGAUUGAACAAAUGAAGGCGAAACAAGGAUUUGCCCGUCCUUGAGCUCGACCGCCGAACCACCCGGUGCCAGAUGGCCCGCUGGAUACUGACGUGAACAUGAAGAGGGGUUUUGUUUGGGGUCUGUAAUGGUCACGGUUCAAAGGGGGGGAAUCCUGCGUGUUCUUGGUUGCAUAUCACUGGCGUCGGAAGCAUACCCCAUACCUCAUCUCCGGCCUGCAGUUGGGACAGGCAAUUUUCGUCUGUAUGAGUUAUGCAUUUUCACCUCUAUUGUCGGCUCGCUUGUAUAACCUCGAGG
Messenger RNA from Colletotrichum scovillei, 3642 nucleotides. RefSeq names its product spindle pole body component alp14. Gene Ontology annotation, molecular function: microtubule plus end polymerase activity; microtubule plus-end binding. Gene Ontology annotation, cellular component: centrosome; spindle pole body; microtubule plus-end. The coding region runs from base 711 to 3389 and encodes 892 amino acids. Lineage: Eukaryota; Fungi; Ascomycota; Sordariomycetes; Glomerellales; Glomerellaceae. The record is from RefSeq and is a predicted model, not a curated record. Gene Ontology annotation, biological process: microtubule polymerization; mitotic spindle organization; establishment or maintenance of microtubule cytoskeleton polarity. The transcript has 4 exons.